Molecule: messenger RNA, 860 nt
Organism: Ipomoea nil (Japanese morning glory)
Lineage: Eukaryota; Viridiplantae; Streptophyta; Magnoliopsida; Solanales; Convolvulaceae
Exons: 8
Coding region: 75-860 (261 amino acids)
Biological process (GO): phloem development
Source: RefSeq, a predicted model, not a curated record
CUCAACCUAUACCUCUAUUAUCUCAGCCAUUGAUUUCACAACCACCAACGGUGCUGCAUAGCCCACUCUCAAACAUGGACCUUGAUGACGUUGUCAUCGCAGAACAAGUAAUGGCUACUCAUCAUCUCAAUGCCAACAUCAACAUCGAGUUAGAUGCAGAUUUUGUUAUCAACUUAGCGGAAAAUAUUUUCAACCCUAACACGGUUUCUAGAGAAGUUGAACAAGACAUGCUAAUAACUAAAAAGUCCAUUCAAGAUUUUAGAGAGGUCGAGAAUGACAUGCCAAUGCUACAAUCGCCCAUUCACAAGGAACUCUCAUAUCAAAUAAAACAACUUUCCUUUGAGGUAGCAUUUAAAAGUUUGAAUAAUGAUACCGAUUGUCACUUAGCAACGAUCUGUCUACUAAGCAUAUUAUCGACUUACCCUUGGGAAGCCAAGUUCAUUAUAAAGUUCGUUAAAUGUGUGAGUGAGCUUAAUCAACCGUCAUCUUUAUCUCCACUGCAACCACUGAUUUUGGCGACUUAUUGGAUUACCCGGAGUUGCUUUGCUUUUACCCGGCGUUUUUUUGGUGUUAAGUCCAAAACUGACAUAAUGGAAGAAUCCACUUUAAUUGCCAAAUCCAAAAGCAUACUCUCCUCCUGCUACUCACUACUAGAGGCGAAGAGAACUGAAAAAUCUUACAAAGCGUUAUUGCAUGCUUUUAGUCACUCUCUUGAUAACUUAGAAGUUCUCAAAUUAAUAUUCAAUGUCAAGGACGAUAAAGAGUGGAUAUUUUUUGAUCCUUGGCCAGUUUAUCGCCGACUUGGAGUAGACACGUUGAAGAAUAAGAGGGUGCUAUUGAUGAUCUUGAAUUUUGGAUAA